AUUUAUCUCUCUACAUCCGGGCAUAUCGCUUUCUCCCCCAUUCGUAAUGGUCGAUUUUGGGAGUUUCUGAUCACAGGACUACCUUCCUUGUGUGUCAGCAUUUUCAAUCUAUUGCCUCCAUACCGCCAAUCGCCAACACAGAGUGGCGAUUCGAUUACACCCUAUCAGAAAGCAUGCAAAGCCUGCAGAUCAGGCAAAAUUUACACCAGUUACGAUCAAAAGUCAACAAAAAAGCACGCCGGAAUCAAUGCGAAAGAACUCCUGAUAUAUCAGAUUCCACUCAAGAUACAGCUGCUAGUCAUGGAACGUCUGGAUCCCGUCGACAUAUUCUGUCUGCGACAAAGUUGCUCCAUGCUCUUCUCGGCAUUCGAACAUGCUUGUUUCUCUAGCCUUCAAAAGCCAGUAGAGCUACCUAAAAGUCAUUCAACAUUCGAAAACGAAUUAAGUCGAUCAUUUCACAUCGCUUCCGACCAUCAGUACUCAGUCAAUCAUUUGCGGCAUGGACAAAAGAAACUCAAGGGCUGUGGCGAUUUGCAAAGCGGACUCAGGCCAAUUGUCGAAAUGUAUUUGAAUGAUCCCUCUGCUAAAGACAAACGAGAGAUCGCACACAGGUUAAAACUGAAUGCCGUUUGCGAAGUUUGCUUGAGGAGUCAUCCUACACCUACCACCCUGGUUUGUCCCAAAGUUGACGAUUAUCAGGAAAAGGGGCACGUGUUUUGCACCAAUUACAAAAGAAUUCACCACAAGGCUCUAUUCUCUGGGAAUCAGCUUAUCAAAGAUCGCCCGAUAUGUAUUGGCUGGGAGAGAAAGAUCCAGAUAUGCCCUCAUCAAUACAUGUCCCUGCUUGGCAUAUUCAGAUGGAUAGAGAGAGCACCCGCUCAGAAGGGCUCGAAGAGCCUAAGCUUGUCAUGUCAGGUUUGUCAAAUGCCCUUCCAGUCAAAAGGACGGGAACACUCUCCAACGCUAUCUAUCUCCAGCAACCAUUUCUUGCAUUUACACUGGACUAUGGUGGUAUGA
Colletotrichum costaricense is the source of this 1017-nucleotide messenger RNA. RefSeq lists its product as uncharacterized. The record is from RefSeq and is a predicted model, not a curated record. NCBI's taxonomy places the organism in Eukaryota, Fungi, Ascomycota, Sordariomycetes, Glomerellales, Glomerellaceae. The annotation marks the transcript as partial. The transcript has a single exon.